CAGAGAAAUCCGCCGUAUCUCGAACAUUUGCCAUCGUCGCAGUGCACGAUGAUUGAGACCGAGCGCAUGACGACCCCGGCGUACAGCUUUGUGGACGCCAAGCCCGACGCACCUCUGUCAACGUACUCGACGCUGCGCCUUUUGGCCGUGUGCAGCCCUCGCUUGGCGCUCAACACGGCGUGGGCGGCCCAGUGGGCGGCGCUUGGCCCGCUUCUCCAAGUGCUUCUUUCGCCGUCGUCGGUGCAACUCGUGCAGCUCGUAGGGCCUAUCUCUGGGUUCCUUCUCGCGCCUACUGUCGGCGUCUGGAGCGACAACUGCACCUCGACAUUCGGUCGUCGGCGGCCAUUCCUUUGCCUCGGAGCACUCCUAAGCUGCCUCUGCUGGCUCGUCAUGAUGUUUGCCGUCGAGAUUGGCGAGGCCCUCGGCGAUACUCCAGCGCAUCUCUUCGACACGUCGGCACAGCCAUCGCGAGCCUGGACCACGCGUGUCGUGGUGCUUACGUACAUUUGGAUGGACGUCGCGCUCAACUUGACGCAGACGCCAUUGACGUUGCUCAUUGCCGACUGCGCCGGCGACCGCCUCGUGACGGCGUCCGCAAUUGGCAGUGCGUACUCGAUCGCGGGCUCGUUUCUCGUGUCAGGCUACAUUCUCGCGUUUGGCCCGGCGCACGAGAGCGUCAAGCCGUUCUUAAGCGUCCUCAUUGCCGCCAUGGCGGCGACCAUCGGCCUGGUCUUGUUUGCAGCCAACGAGACACCGCGGAGUGAGUCGGCGACAAGCACCUCGAAGGCAGCUUUCUUUGCCGUGUGGGACGGCAUCCGGCGCCUCCCCCGUGUGCUCAGUGUCUACUGUGCCAUCCUCCUCUUUGUUCAGUACGGCUUCUUCGCCUAUAACGGCGCCAAGGGCCAGUUUUUUGGCCUCGUUGUCAAGAAUGGCAGUGCGUUUGGUGCCGAUACGUGCGGCCACGACGGAAACCCUCCAUGCAGCGCUGGACAGACCGCGUUCAACGACGGCGUCGCGCUCGCGGGUGGCGUCACCGAUACCAUAUACAACGUGGUGAGUCUUGUCUAUUUGGCCGCGCUGCCGGCGCUUGUGCGCACGUAUGGUGUGCAGCGCAUUCUUGUCGCAUCACUCUUUCCGCAGUCGCUGCUCAUCGUGUUAUCGAUCUCCAAGGUUAUUUUCCUCGAUGUCGCGAUCGUUGUCGGCUGCAGCUUUACGCAAAACACGCUUCUUGCUCUGUACCUUCCGACCAUUUGCCACGUCAUUGGUGUCGACGAAGACGUUGGUAUCUACGCUGGCGCCAUCAACUCGGCCAUGUGCGCUGGUCAAUUCCUCAGUUUUGUACUCGCGUCCGUCCUGGUGACGUCGUCCAUGGGCUACGCCCUCCCGAUCUUGGUCGGCGGGGUCAUGAGCUUUCUCGGCUUUGCCAUCGCCGCCAUUUUCUUCCGAAUCCAUCUCUUCGCGUCGUGAAGUCUGUGAAUAAUGUCACCACAAUCGUUUCUGUGCAUGAUGCACGCCUUGAUGGUAUCUUGUGCUCAUGACAGAAUUCGAC
Molecule: messenger RNA, 1549 nt
Organism: Saprolegnia parasitica CBS 223.65
Lineage: Eukaryota; Oomycota; Saprolegniomycetes; Saprolegniales; Saprolegniaceae
Exons: 1
Coding region: 49-1467 (472 amino acids)
Cellular component (GO): membrane
Molecular function (GO): sucrose:proton symporter activity
Source: RefSeq, a predicted model, not a curated record